CGCACACUGCUACUGGCAACAGAGCUGACAAACCUCGUUUAGCUUACUAACUGGUAUCUUUUCUUAGUCUCCCCAGGUAUAUCUUUGAUCUCUACUCCUAUUGCGAAAGAGAUGAGACGAAGUUCGCAAUAAUCUGUGGUAUCGCUCGCACUAUCUAGGCUCAGAACGACGUGCACAUCUUUUACUCAUCAAGCGUCAAGGGUCGUUGCCGCUCUGGUUUUGGCAUAUUUAUACUACGCUGCCUUCACGUUCUCUUGCACAAUCUUCCCUCUCCAAACUUCCACAGUUGACGUUCCACGCGUAGCCAAGAUGUCCACUCAGAAAGCACUAUAUCUCCUCGAGCCGAAGGGUCAGUACGCCGUGCAGGAGCGCGAUAUCCAGGAGCCUGGCCCUGGCGAGGUCCUCGUCGAGAUUCAUGCCACCGCUCUUAACCCGUCGACUGGAAGAUUCAGGUAUUCAACCUGCUCAUCGAGGACUACCCUGCCAUUCUCGGUACAGACUCCGCAGGCAUCAUUAAGAAGGUCGGUGAGGGAGUGACCAACUUCGCAGUUGGCGACAGGGUGUAAGUGCGCUGUAUGUAUGUGCAAUAUCCAAAUACUUACAGCUACUAGACUCCACCAGGGAUUUUUCGACAACCGCCAUGCUACGUUCCAGCAGUACACCGUUGUGCCCGCAGAAAUCGUCGCUA
Messenger RNA from Phanerochaete carnosa HHB-10118-sp, 688 nucleotides. RefSeq lists its product as uncharacterized. The record is from RefSeq and is a predicted model, not a curated record. The coding region runs from base 310 to 537 and encodes 75 amino acids. The transcript has a single exon. Lineage: Eukaryota; Fungi; Basidiomycota; Agaricomycetes; Polyporales; Phanerochaetaceae.